AUGAGCUAUAGCAGGGCUCCCAUCCCUAUCAUCGGCUAUUGUAAUGCUCCCAUCCCUAUCAUCGGCUAUAGCGAUGCUCCCAUUCCUAUCAUCGGCUAUUGCAAUGCUCCCAUCCCUAUCAUCGGCUAUAGCAAUGCUCCCAUCCCUAUCAUCGGCUAUAGCAAUGCUCCCAUCCCUAUCAUGGGCUAUAGCAAUGCUCCCAUCCCUAUCAUCGGCUAUAGCAAUGCUCCCAUCCCUAUCAAGUGCUAUAGCAAUGCUCCCAUCCUUAUCAUCGGCUAUAGUAAUGCUCACAUCCCUAUCAUCGGCUAUAGCGAUGCUCCCAUUCCUAUCAUCGGCUAUAGCGAUGCUCCCAUUCCUGUCAUCAGCUAUUGCCCAUCCCUGUCAUCGGCUAUUGCAAUGCUCCCAUCCCUAUCAUCGGCUAUAGCGAUGCUCCCAUUCCUAUCAUCGGCUACAGCGAUGCUCCCAUUCCUGUCAUUGGCUAUUGAAAUGCUCCCAUCCCUGUCAUUGGCUAUUGCAAUGCUCCCAUCCCUAUCAUCGGCUAUUGCAAUGCUCCCAUCCCUAUCAUCGGCUAUAGCGAUGCUCCCAUUCCUAUCAUGUGCUAUAGCAAUGCUCCCAUCCCUAUCAUCGGCUAUAGCGAUGCUCCCAUUCCUUUCAUCGGCUAUAGCGAUGCUCCCAUUCCUGUCAUCGGCUAUAGCAAUGCUCCAAUCCCUAUCAUCGGCUAUAGCUAUGCUCCCACCCCUCUCAUCGGCUAUCGCAAUGCUCCCAUCCUUAUUAUCGGCUAUAGAAACACUCAAUGCAUGCUUCUCUAGCUAA
Pelobates cultripes (western spadefoot toad) is the source of this 813-nucleotide messenger RNA. The record is from the annotation of a GenBank genome assembly. NCBI's taxonomy places the organism in Eukaryota, Metazoa, Chordata, Amphibia, Anura, Pelobatidae.